AUGCCAUUUAUAUCCUAUUUUUUCGAUAAUCGACUAAAUCGAUUAUUGAAUUAUAUUCCCAAUGUACAAUUUUUAAGUAUUCGUCUAUAUACAGACUUACAAAAUUUUUCAAAAUAUUCAUCAAUAAUAAGUUCUCAUUCAAUAAAUUCAAAUGUUCGUUCAUUAGAAAUUUCAACAAUAAAUAAUAUUCCAUUUAAUCAAGUUGAAGAUCUUUUUAAAAAAACAUUUAAACGUUUAGAAAUUUUAAAGUUUUUUUUUAAAACUGAUGCAUUAAGUCAAUCAUGCCUUGAUUAUAUUGAUGAUAAACGAUGGGAAUAUUUACUUCAAGGAUUUUUAUCAUUAAAAGAUUUUCAUUGUUGUAUUGAAAUACCAAUACAAUCAGAAAUCGUAUCAAAUUCAUUUGAACAAAAUCAAUUUUUUCGUAAACAUAAUUGGAAAUUUUCUUUUCAAACUUAUACAUAUUCAUUUAAUACAAUGUUACGUAUGCAUACUGAACUCUAUCCGAAACGACGUCUUGAUAUUAUUCCUUCAAAAAUAUUUGCCGAUAGUAAUAAUAAUAACAACAUUUAUUUGCGUGUACGGGAUCUUCGUAUAUUAAUUGAUUCUAUCGGAAUAAGUAUCGUUAAUAAUUUAUCAAGAAGUACCUUCAAAAAUGUCAUAUCAUUAACACUUAUAUCAAAUAAAACAUUUAAUGAACAAACAUUUCUUAUUUAUUUAUAUUCAAUAAUUAAUCGAAAUAAUAUUCGUUAUGUAACAAUACAAUUAGAUAAUUGUUCAAGAAAUUUUCUUUUAAAUCUUAUUGAAAAUUUUUCUAAUCUUUAUUCAUUAAUAAUAUCAACAUAUCAAAAAAUUAUAUCUAUUAACAUAACAUCAAUUGAAGAUUGUUAUCGGUUGUUAACAGUAUUAUUUAUUGGUAAUAAGAAGAAACAAAUUGAAAAUUUACGAUCACUAAUAAUAAAAUGUGAUUUUCAUGAACCGGAUGCUAUAGCAAAUUGGAUUCGAUCGAAUGUCCUUAGAAACCUAUCGUAUAAAUGUACAACCAAUACUUUAAUUAUUUGGCUCUGA
Rotaria sp. Silwood2 is the source of this 1065-nucleotide messenger RNA. NCBI's taxonomy places the organism in Eukaryota, Metazoa, Rotifera, Eurotatoria, Philodinida, Philodinidae. The record is from the annotation of a GenBank genome assembly.